Messenger RNA from Pristis pectinata (smalltooth sawfish), 5706 nucleotides. RefSeq names its product disintegrin and metalloproteinase domain-containing protein 9-like. NCBI's taxonomy places the organism in Eukaryota, Metazoa, Chordata, Chondrichthyes, Rhinopristiformes, Pristidae. The record is from RefSeq and is a predicted model, not a curated record. Gene Ontology annotation, molecular function: metalloendopeptidase activity. Gene Ontology annotation, biological process: proteolysis. Gene Ontology annotation, cellular component: plasma membrane.
GGGCGAUGCACCGCCGCCGCUGCUGCUGCUGACGGGACGGAGAAAGGACGCUCGCACGAAGAUGGCUCGAAGUUUCGUGGGAUCCUCCGCUGCCACCGCGCUCCUGUGCCUGCUGACAGCAGCCCUGGGUGAUUUGCAUCCAACCUCCCAUCAAAACCUCGACGCUUUCUGCCUACGAAAAUUACAAUCCCACGACAGUUGAUGGAGAGAGAGAAGCAAGGUGCUGGUCCAGCCUCCUCAUCACAGGACAGGCUGUCAUACGUCAUUCAGAUAGGGGGACGUGACCAUGUCAUUCACCUGACAAGAAAUAAAGACUUCAUUGUGAAGGACUUCACAGUGUUCACUUACGGAGAUGACGGGAAUCUCGUCUCAUCUCGGCCAGACGUUCAGAGCCACUGUCAUUUCCAAGGAUUUGUGGAAGGGAUAGACCGUUCCAUGGUUACUGUUAGCACCUGUGAUGGGCUCAGAGGUCUAUUGCACACAUCCAAAACGCAUGUAAUUGAACCCCUGGAGAACUCCAGUACCUUCCAGCACCUGGUUUAUCAGAUGGAGGAUAUACUGGAAAAGCCUUUGGCUUGUGGUGUGUCCAAUGAGACUGACUUCGUGCCCCAGAAUGAUUACGAAGGCACAGAGCAGCAGUCGCACGAUGGACACAGCCUAACGAGCCUCCUGCGUUACAAGCGGGCCAUACUGCCUCAGACUCGAUACAUUGAGUUGUUUCUGGUUUGGGACAAGGAGCUGUAUGAUGCCAUCAAGAAUGAGACGGCUGUGAGGGAACAGGCAGUGCAGCUUGCCAAUUGCCUUGACGGGAUAUACAGAACCUUGAACAUUCGAGUCGUGUUGGUUGGUUUGGAGAUCUGGACAAAUAGAAAUCAAAUCAGCAUAGAAGGAGGAGCGGGCGAAGUGCUUGACCGAUUUGUGCAGUGGAGAGAGAAGGACUUGCUGCCACGACGCAGACACGACAGUGGGCAGUUAAUUCUGAAGAAGAGAUUUGGCGGAGUUGUAGGAAUGGCAUUUGUGAGCACCAUCUGUACAGGGAAGCCACCAGUGGAGGAAUCAAUGUGGUACGGAGUCAUUUCUCUAACUAUCUUUUGCUUCAUCGUUGCUCAUGAGUUGGGCCACAACCUGGGAAUGAGCCAUGAUAAUGGCCGCAGCUGUCGCUGUGAAGCAGAGAGCUUGUAAUGAAUUUCUGGGGCCUCGAACGCCGUGAAUUUCAGCAGUUGCAGUGCUGAUGAUUUUGAAGCAAUGAUCAUGAACAAAGGAGGCUCCGUGCUUGCUGAAUGUCCCAGGCCUGAGGAAGAGUACAGUCCUCCCUUCUGUGGCAACAAGUUGGUGGAUAGCGGAGAAGAAUGUGAUUGUGGAUCGCCAGAGGAGUGUAAAAACGACCUGUGUUGUGAGGCGUCCACUUGCAAACUCAAGUACGGAGCAGAGUGUGCAACGGGGGUCUGCUGCAGAAAGUGCCGGUUCCUGGCCGCUGGAACGGUGUGCCGAGCCUCUGUAAAUGAAUGCGACCUUCCAGAGUACUGCAACGGAACAAGCCACAACUGCCAGGCUGACGUGUUUGUGCAGAAUGGGCAUCCAUGUCAACGCAACAGCUCCUACUGCUACAACGGAGUCUGCCAGAGCUACGACAGCCAGUGUGUGGCUCUGUUUGGUCAGAGCGCAAAGUCUGCUCCACACAAGUGUUUCCAGGAAGUGAACUCUAAAGGUGACCGAUUUGGAAACUGCGGCACGAGUGGUGCAAACUACAAGAAGUGUGAGAUCAGGAAUUCUAUGUGUGGGAAGUUGCAGUGCGAGAAUGUGAACUCUAAGCCUGUCUUUGGCAUCAUGCCUUCCAUCAUCCAGACGCCUAUUGGUGGGACCACGUGUUGGGGGGUUGACUUUAGGAUGGGGUCGGACGUUCCUGAUCCUGGCAUGGUAAACCCAGGCACCCGAUGCGACGCAGGCAAGGUCUGCAUGAAUUUCAAGUGUGUGGAUGUCUCUAUCCUGAACUAUGACUGCGAUGUGGAGGUGAAGUGCAAUGGCCAUGGUGUGUGCAACAACAAUAAGAACUGUCACUGUGCGAAAGGUUGGGCGCCUCCUGAUUGUACAAAAACUGGAUACGGUGGGAGCAUUGACAGUGGACCAACGUACAAUGAUAAGGACACAUCGCUACGGGACGGACUGCUGAUUUUCUUCCUGCUAGUGGUUCCACUGGUUAUUUUGCUCGUGUACUUGUUUACAAAAAGGAAUGAGUUGAAACGAAAAUUCUAUCAAACACGAAGUUCGCAAAGGCACAAGUCUGAAAGCACAGGAGGGCCACGAAAUGCUCCCAAUAACUUGGCUAAGGAAGGGGUCCAAUUAUUACCCAGCCAACAGGUUGUUCCAACAAGAACAGCAGUGCCAACAUAUGUAAACAGACCACCACAGCUGUCACCAUCCAGGCCAGCACCCGCUCGACCUGUGCCUUCAAGACCUGUUCACCCGCCUCAGAGGGUCUAGGUUACUAUUACACUUGCACCGUACCUACUCUGUACAGGUAGUUCCAUGAUCAGUGCUCAGUAAACUCUGCUCCUGCCAUACUCCCUGAGUGUCAAUGACUUCUCUAUCUGAGCAGACAGAUCAGCAGGGUUUCCUGCACAAUACGUACGGAAUUGGUUUAUUAUUGUCACAUGUACCGAGGUACAGUGAAAAUCUUGUCUUGCAUACCGUUCAUACAGAUCAAUUCAUUAUACGGUGCAUUGAGGUAGUACAAGGGAAAACAAUAACAGAAUGCAGAAUAAAGUAUAACAGCUACAGAGAAAGUGCAGUGCAGGUAGACAAUAAGGUGCAAGGUCAUAAUGAGGUAGAUUGUGAGGACAAGAGUCCAUCUUAUUGUACUAGGGAUCCAUUCAAUAGCCUUAUAACAGCAGGAUAGAAGCUGUCCAUGAGCCUGGUGGUGUGCGCUUUCAGGCUUUUGUAUCUUUUGCCCGAUGGGAGGGGGCAGAAGAGAGAAUGCUGGGGGUGGGGUCAUUGAUUAUAUGCUGGCUGCUUCAUUAUUCCUCAAGAAAACCACGUGUCUGCUGUUGCCAAUCUCUGAAGGAAAUUGCAACUGAAUACCUCCUACAUGUCUCUUUUUUUAAAAUCAUGAUUGUCUGAAGUGAUUGCGAUAUAUCUUUUAUUUACUUUGGAGAAACCCUGACGUUUCAACAUACUGGCCACCUGUGGUCACCAACCAUCAGAUAUGCGAAUGCCCAAUCGCACAGAAGGGGAUGAUCCAUUACUACUGAGGACUAAUUUAUUUUACAUGUUUUAAAAAUGCAAUGCAUAACAGCAGUUGGUGUGGUCCCACUCCAAUCUUUUGUUACCCAGCAGAAGAAUUUGGGAUUGAAGCUUCCAUUGCAUUGGUUUGGUGACAAGGUUAAGAGAUCCGCUCACGGAUGGCCAACUCUGUGAAACUCCAGCUUCUCUGUAUGGCUGGGGUGUUACUACAUAUGCAGUGGCAUCUGUGAGUGUGUGGAACUUCCAUCUCAUGAACUACUUGUGGGGGAACAGUCCUUCGCUCCACAUCCAGUGUAACAAAGGGACCUGCCUUCGCUGUGGACCCUGCUUCAAGUUUAAAAAGGGACCCCUUGGAGGCAGCCUCCUCCCACCCUGGAACUCCCCCCCCAACCCUUUCCACUGGUCACGAGCCUGACUCCUCCCCCACCAACCCCGGCCACAAACCCAAACUUCCUCAUCCCAUUGGACAGAGCUCCCAAUGACCUCCCCCUCACCACCCCCUUGCCCUCACCACCCCUCCGGUCCAUGACCCCAGCCAUUGAACACUUCUUCCUGGGGAGGCGAGGGUGCCAGGAAUAUCUCAGCCUGAGUCUCCCUCCGUUACCUGUUUAGAAGUGCUUGUGUUGCCUGCAAUUGAUUACAUUUGUCUUUUCCAUCCAAUACAACUGUACAACACUUCCUGCUUAACACACGCCUACUAUUGAACUGCGUGCACCAAAGGUGACAACUCUUAUACCCUUGCUAUCUUUGUGCUACCAUUUCCCUCCACACUUUUGUUCCCCAACUGAAAUUCCACAAAUGAAAUGCAGUGCUAGAUAACCCUGGCGAUGUAACUGACGGCGAGGUUUGGAUGGUUGAGGUCUUUCUACAUCCUCUUCACUGGAUAUGUGUCAUACUGUUAAUUAUAAGUAUGAGCCUCUAUCCUACCACCAUGUGGUGUGUCAUUGCCUUGUGUGUUAAACCAACAGGUUGAAAGUUAAUCCUUUGUAAUGUGGGAAUAGCCAGCUGUAAAAUUAGUCUGCAUAUGCAAAUGAAGUAAUUCCGGCACCCUCAUUUGCUGUGAUAUUGAACAUUUUAUUUCAAUGGCAUUCUCUUUCAGUGAGGUUUUAGUGGAAGUCUCAUACUUGUGCAGUGCGUAAUUCUUGUGCCAGAUACAUUGAAGGUUCUUUAUAACUCCUGAUGAGCUCUUGGACUCUGUGUAAACCACAUGCUGUUUGUAGCAGAUUCAAAGCUAGCAUUUUUAACCAAAAAGGUUUGUUGCCUGCCACAGAUGAGUGCAAUAUUUGCACUAGUAAUGGUCAUACCUGGCACAAACUGCAUGUCAAGUACUUAUUAGUCAUUAUUUUCACAAUGUGAUGACUCAGGUUUUCACUCAUUUGAUCAGUAUUUCUGACACUUGUACAUAUUCUGUAAAGCCAAAUGGUCUUUGAAUCUACAAUGAAGAGAAACAUUAAACCAAAUUUACCCUGUGAUUUGGGAUGUGGUUGUACACACUGAAGGCCAGGAGGGAAUCCACUGAUGGUCAUUGAAGUGUACUGGACUAAUAUUGUUACGGCCCUGGGCCACAUAAAGGAAAACCUUUAACUGCUACUAUUAUUUUAAAAAAUAAUAAAUUGAUCUCCCCAAAUCCUUCCAUUCACAAAUGAAACCCAGUCUGCACUGCUUUAAAUCUGCAGAUCUUAAACUGAUUUUUUUUCAGGAGUUUGCAACAGAAUGCCAAAUUAAAAAUGUUCAGAAAGCUGGCCCAGUAGUUUGCUAAUUUUGGGUUCCUGCAACAGGAGAACAUUUAAUUUCUAUUAGAUCUCCAAUUGACAGAUAAACAACAUUCUAAAUUCCAUUAGGUGGAUUUUUUUUUAUAAAGGCUAUCUUGAGCAUGAAUUUUAAAUCCAAGUUUAAGACAGUUAUUGGAAUUCAAGUUGGAGGUUGCAAAGGUGGCAAGAUAUUUUUGGGUCUUUGUCGUCUGAAUUUCAUGGAAAUUCAUCGGAGUACUGAAAUACCCUCCAGGCAUGUUGUAUUUUGUAUCAAUGGCAAUGAUGCAAAGACUGUACCUUAACUAUGAACUGAGUGAUCCACUAGUGACCUUUCAGAGAGCGACAGGAUGUUGCAGCCAAAAGCUGGAUGUUUUUACAAGUGUAUUAUCUAUUUUUAGAUUUCACACAUAUAUAUUAUACAGAUGAAUUUAAGUGACGCCCUAGGAGUGAGUUGGAACUUGGAAUCUAACUCAUGGUGUUUUACAGAAUCUUUGGAGAGAGCCUUGUUGGACACUGCAGUUGCUCCCUGGGAUACCCACCAUUGUAUAUCCUAUAGCUUUCUUCACCUUGAAUUUUUGCACUUUUUGUUUUAAAAAUGAUUAGUGUAUAUCAUUUUCAAAAAUACUGAUUAUUUUUUCUUAAGAGAUGUAAAGAAGUUAUGCACACAUGGAUUACAGAUGGCUUUUAUUUAAUCUGUACAAAGGACAAUGAUGCA